Messenger RNA from Peronospora matthiolae, 210 nucleotides. NCBI's taxonomy places the organism in Eukaryota, Oomycota, Peronosporomycetes, Peronosporales, Peronosporaceae. The record is from the annotation of a GenBank genome assembly.
AUGUCUCCUCUAAGAGCUAGUGCCAAUGUGGAUGAUGUGCGUCUCGAACGCAAGCUUCGGUAUGACUAUGCCAAGCUUAAGGCCAGAGGCCACUUGCGUAAUCCCACGCGAUAUGCUUUGGCUACCACGGUAGCCGCGAGUGCUGGUCAGAAGAAGACCACAAACCCGCCAACCCGCACCACUAGUGGUGGGAAACGGCCUCGGUCUUAA